UGACCAACAUGAAGGAAGGUAGGGCUAGAGGCUAGAAAGAGCAAGAGAGUUAGGAGGCUGGAAAGUUAGCAAGAAACAGAAGUGAGAGACGCACCCUGAAAAAGAUGAGAGAAGAUCAUUAGUGGAAGGGGAAACUGUGAGAAGGAAGUAGAUUUGGGAGGAGAGGCAUAAAGACACACAGGGAGGAUAGGUGGGGAAGGAAAAGGAGGUCAGACUAGGAGAUGACGAAGUGACAAGAAUAAGCCUGCAGUGAAGGCGGAGAGAGCGACCGAUGGCAGCAAGUGCUGCUGGCUUCUACUGAGGAGGUGCUAAGAGCUCUGGCUGGUUUGCCUGUUGUGGUGGUACCAUUUCAGCUUGGCCCACAGGAUGAUGAAGAGGCAGUUUAACCGGAUGCGGCAGCAGCUCAGUUACCCAAGUAGCAGUGGACGAGCCCAAGAAACAGCGGAAUACUUGACGGAAGACUUGCUCCAGACUGAACAGAGAAUUGAACCAGUCAAACGGGCAGCACACAAUGUGCAUAAGAGGCUUGUGGCUUGCCUCCAGGGGCAAUACGGGGCAGACCUGGACAAGCGGGUGAAAAGGUUACCUUUGAUGGCCUUAUCAAUCACCAUGGCUGAAAGUUUUAAGGAAUUAGAUAUGGAUUCCAGUCUUGGGAAAGCUCUAGAAAUGAGCUGCUGCAUUCAAAGCACGCUGGCCAGGAUCCUUGCAGAGUUUGAAAUUACCCUUGAACGAGAUGUCCUACAACCCCUGAAUAAACUGAGUGAGGAGGAGCUGCCUAUCAUCCUGAAACACAAAAAGAAUCUUCAGAAACUUAUUCUGGACUGGAACACCAUCAAGAGCCGCCUAAACCAAGCUGCCAAGAAUUCCAGUAACAGCACCAGCGCUGUCACAACUUCAGCAGCCUCAUCAGCUGCCUUAAAGUUGGAGAAUCUGAAGGAGGAAGAGGAAGAGAUGAAGAGGAGGGUUGAGCAGAGUAAGGAUGAGUAUAUGGCAGACUUAUAUCAUUUUUCAACCAAGGAGGAUAGCUAUGCCAAGUACUUUAUCAAAUUGUUGGAAAUCCAGUCAGAGUAUCAUCAGAAGUCUCUGGAAUCUCUAAAUUCUACCUUGGCAGAGCUAACUGGUUUUCACAACCAAUCAGAUGCCCCUUUUCCAUCAGAUGCAGCCAUGCCAGGGGUGUAUGGAAUGCCAUUAGAGACUCACCUGAAGGCUUCUGGGCGAGAGAUUGCACUUCCCAUUGAAGCCUGUGUUAUGAUGCUGCUGACCGCAGGUAUGCAGGAAGAGGGGCUCUUCCGCCUGGCAGCUGGAGCUUCUGUGCUGAAGAAACUAAAGUACUGUCUUGACAGUGGCUCAAAUAUUCUGGAUGAGUUCUAUGCAGACCCUCAUGCUGUGGCGGGUGCACUAAAAUGUUACCUGCGAGAAUUGCCACAGCCUUUGAUGACCUUUGAACUCUACGAUGAUUGGCUCAAAGCUGCCAGUGCCAAAGAGUCAGAAAUUCGACUAGAGUACCUCAAGGAUGCUUGCAAUCAUCUCCCCAAGGACAACUACAACAAUCUGAGGUAUCUGAUUCGUUUUUUAGCCAAGCUGGCUGAACAACAGGAAGUGAAUAAAAUGUCCCCUAGCAACAUUGCCAUUGUCCUAGGGCCCAACCUAUUGUGGCCCCAACAGAAUGAAAGGUCCCAAGUGCAGCUAGAUAUAGCUUCUGUAUCCUCCAUCCAAGUUGUGGGAGUUGUGGAGCCUCUCAUACAAAAUGCUGAGAUCCUCUUUCCAGGAGAUAUUGACUUCAGUGUCUCCAGUCUGUUCACUCCUCCAUUAGACAUCAAAAAUCAAAACAUUCCCACAACAGAAGAAACCACAUCAGUGUUCCUGCUUUCUGAACCUAACUCCCCUUUGCCUGAAAGGAAAAAUGCUGAGGUGAUUCCAGAAACAGUGUCCUCAAAAGUGACCCAGCCUUCUACUGAAACAACAGUCUGCCCCCCUACCUCUCCUCCUGCCGAUGAGGCCUCACGAAAAACAAAGCGGGUUGCUCCACCCCGACCUGCCAUGCCUCCACCCCAUCCUCAAACCACACCACCUGUUCACAUCUCUCCUGCCCCAGAGUCUCCCUCCAUCCCUAAAGCCCUGCCUCGAAGAACAGGAGGGGGGGCAGUGCGAGCUCCAGUUGGGCCACCUCCACUUCCUCCCCAGCCAACCAGACGCCAGAGUCACAAAGCUCCGCCAUCACCCAGGCCUCCUUCAGAAGCGAUGAACAAUAAGGCAGCUGCCACUGAAGAUGCUGCUACUAAUGCUUGCAGUAUAGAAAUGUGCAAAGAUUCCAUCCCUACAGAAAAAGAGGCCAACAUGGGAGAAAACAGCUCUCCAUCUGCUGCCGAUCAGAAGGCAGAAACUCUGGAGAAUGGAACGGUGCGCUUCCGAUUGGCUGCGUCGCCGCGAGGAAGACGGGGGCGGGCUGGCGAGUGCGGUUCCAGCAUGGCGGGCUGCAGGCGGUUGAGUGGCGCUUGCCUGCGCGAGGUGCUGGGGGAGGCGCAGGGGCUGCUCUUCGACUGCGACGGGGUUCUGUGGACCGGCGACCGGGCGGUUCCGGGCGCGCCGGAGCUGCUGGAGCGCCUCAGCCAGAACGGGAAGACCACCCUGUUCGUAUCCAACAACAGCCGCCGCUCCGUGGCCGAGCUGGAGCGUCGCUUCUCCCGCCUGGGCUUCCGCGGCGUCCGCGGCGAGCAGGUGUUCAGCUCCGCUCUCUGCUCCGCGCUCUACCUCCGCCAGCGCCUUCUGGGCGGGGAAGCUGGCGCCGGCGAUUCGCCCGCGUCGACCCCGGGCCGCGUCUUCGUGCUGGGCGGGGAAGGGCUGCGCGGGGAGCUGCGCGACGCGGGGCUGCGCCUGGCCGGAGAAGAAGGGGACGGCGAUGAAGAGCCGCCGGGCCAGGAGGCCCCCCCGGUGCGCGCCGUCGUCGUCGGCUACGACGACCAGUUCACCUUCGCUAAGCUGUCAGAGGCCUGCGCCUAUUUGCGCGACCCGCAGUGCCUGUUGGUAGCCACCGAUCCAGACCCUUGGCACCCGCUUAGCAGUGGGCAGCGCACCCCUGGGACAGGGAGUCUCACUGCUGCAGUUGAAACAGCAUCUGGUCGCAAGGCAACAGUAAUUGGAAAGCCUAACACAUACAUGUUUGAAUGCAUUGUGGAGCGCUUUGGUGUAGAUCCAUCCCGCAUGCUCAUGGUGGGUGAUCGGCUGGAGACGGAUAUCCUGUUUGGCAAGAACUGUGGCCUUGAUACAGUCUUGACCCUGACAGGUGUCUCAUAUUUAGAGGAGGCACAGGCUUACAUGGCCAGUGACAGCCCUUCAGCUAAGGACCUGGUGCCUCACUACUAUGUGGACAGCAUUGCAGACUUGAUACCAGGCCUGGAUGAAUAAGGGCAGAAGUGGGUGGCUAACAGUCCUGUUCCCAUUCCAGACUGCCAACCUUUCCUCCUCCUGCCUCCCCCCUUGAAUCUGGGCUCAUCACAUUCCAGUGUUUCUUCAAGAAUGAAGGGAGUGGGGCUAAUUCCCCUCUCAUUCUUUAAGCUUCAUCGGCUUUAUUUUAGACAGCAGUAGGGGAGCAGGGAAUCUAAUGUGAAAAAGUAGGUUGUUUACAGGCCAAACCAGUAUUUAUUUAUUUAUUACUAUUUUUCAUCACUUGCCAUGGUAAUUAUUUAUUUAAAUUAUUUUUGUCUUACUGUAGCCAAUAGUGGUGGUCUUACUGUUGGCCUCUGCUUUCCUUUGAAGCACAAUGAUGAGCUUGAUGUGCUUUUAUAGUGUUUGUCCCCGGGUUUAAAUAUAACCACUGCCAUUCCAUGCCAGUUUUGGAGUUCUUCUCCAAGGACUCAGUGCUGUGCAAAAGGAAACAUCAGAUACCAGUUCAGAAAAUGUAGCAUCGUGCCUCCACAAAAUGGUCCUUUGGGUUUUUUCCUGCGGGUGUAUAUGUGGCUGAAGUUCAUUCAAGCAAUUUAGCUUAUCCAAGAGUCGUAAGAGCUAAGACUAGUUUCUUAAUGCGAACUAAAUAUAGGAGCCAUUCUAGCAGAGUUGAGUAAAUUCUUCCACAGGAUUUGCUCCAAAGCACUUUGUUUUGUGCAGGAAAGAAAAUGCCCGCUGUCAUAAGGAACUCAGUAUCCACAGUAUGUAUAAAUUGGAUUACAUUUUAAUAACUUUUUUCUGUCUUGAGUUUUAUCAAGUUAAUUUUUUUUUAACCAAUCCUAUUUCAUUUUGGUGUGUGGAAUUGCUACUGCUGCAACAAACUAAGUUGCAUAUAACUAUAUUUUGUGCCACAGUGUUUAGAACUGACUGUGACUUCAUCUUGGUAAUCCUUCCGUAGUCACAGCCUCCAGACAUUCUUGCCUAAGAACGUGAUGCUUUUUCUUUUCUUUUCCCUAACUGGGCAAACUGAUAGACUUCGUCAGUAAAUAAUUUAGCUCCUCUCUGUGCCUGAUACUGAUACAAUACACCACUAUUCUAGGGGAGGGAUGAAUGUGUGUUCUCUCCUCCUCCUGCCCUGCCAUGGUGUGCUUGACUUGUGGGAUAAUGUUGGCAUUUCCAGUGCUGUCAGUGUGCCACAGCAUUCCCAAAUCAGUCCUUGCUACUUUUCUUCUAAUGGUUUAUUAUGUAUUUAUUAAUGUGUUUGUAUAAAUUAUGCUAAUCAAUUGUGCCAAGGUGGUAUGUUGCCUCUGGGCUUAUUCACUAACUGUACCUCCAUGAUGUUGUGCUUUUUCUGACACUUGCUGUCAUUCUGCAUAUAAUAAAUCACAGGCACAAGAUGGAA
Messenger RNA from Candoia aspera, 4786 nucleotides. It is a transcript of the gene SH3BP1, whose product is annotated as SH3 domain binding protein 1. The transcript has 20 exons. NCBI's taxonomy places the organism in Eukaryota, Metazoa, Chordata, Lepidosauria, Squamata, Candoiidae. Gene Ontology annotation, cellular component: cytosol; cytoplasm; intracellular anatomical structure. The record is from RefSeq and is a predicted model, not a curated record. The coding region runs from base 367 to 3405 and encodes 1012 amino acids. Gene Ontology annotation, biological process: regulation of actin cytoskeleton organization; regulation of Rac protein signal transduction; signal transduction. Gene Ontology annotation, molecular function: GTPase activator activity; protein binding; phosphatase activity.